GUGCGUGGAGCGCAGUCCGGGCGCGCGCGUAGGGGCCGCUGCGCAGGGGCUGCGAGGGCAGGAUGGUGUGCGCUGGAGCGGCCCUCUGUCCUGGCCAGCUCUUGGUGGUGGCAUGGGGAGUCCUGCUGCUCACCGCACCCGCUGGGGCUCAGCGCAGCCGGAAGAAGGUUGUGCACGUGCUGGAGGGUGAGUCAGGCUCAGUGGUGGUGCAGACAGCUCCUGGGCAGGUGGUAAGCCACCGGGGUGGCACCAUCGUCUUGCCCUGCCGUUACCACUACGAGGCAGCUGCCCACAGCCAUGAUGGUGUCCGGCUUAAGUGGACAAAGGUGGUGGACCCCCUGGCCUUCAACGACGUCUUCGUGGCACUGGGCCCCCAGCACCGGGCAUUUGGCAGCUACCGCGGGCGGGCUGAGCUGCAGGGAGAUGGGCCUGGGGAUGCCUCCCUGGUCCUCCGCAAUGUCACACUGCAGGACUACGGGCGCUACGAGUGCGAGGUCACCAACGAGUUGGAAGAUGAUGCUGGCAUGGUCAAGCUGGACCUAGAAGGCGUGGUCUUUCCCUACCACCCCCGAGGAGGCCGCUACAAGCUGACUUUGGCAGAUGCGCAACGCGCUUGCGCCGAACAGGACGGUAUCCUGGCAUCUGCGGAGCAGCUGCACGCCGCCUGGCGCGACGGCCUGGACUGGUGCAACGCGGGCUGGCUGCGCGACGGCUCCGUGCAGUACCCAGUUAGCCAGCCCCGGGAGCCCUGCGGCGGCCUGGGCGACGCCAGGCACUCGGGAACGAGCGGAGGCAACAACGGGGGCGUGCGCAACUACGGGUAUCGCCAUAACGCUGAGGAACGCUAUGACGCCUUCUGUUUCACGUCCAACCUCCCGGGCCGCGUGUUCUUCCUGAAGCCGCUGCGGCCUGUGCCCUUCGCAGAAGCGACGCGCGUGUGCGCCGCUCGCGGGGCAUCAGUGGCCAAGGUGGGGCAGCUGUUCGCCGCGUGGAAGCUGCAGCUGCUAGACCGCUGCACCGCGGGCUGGUUGGCCGACGGCAGCGCGCGCUACCCCAUCGUGAACCCUCGCGCGCGCUGUGGGGGCCGCCGGCCAGGCGUACGCAGCCUCGGCUUCCCAGACGCCUCCCGACGUCUCUUUGGUGUCUACUGCUAUCGCGCUCCAGGCGCCCAGGAUCCCGCACCUGGUGGCUGGGGCUGGGGCUGGGCCGGUGGUGGCGGGUGGGCAGGGGGCGCUCGAGAUCCUGCUGCCUGGACCCCGCUGCGCGUCUAG
This is a messenger RNA of Otolemur garnettii (small-eared galago), 1271 nucleotides long. It is a transcript of the gene HAPLN4, whose product is annotated as hyaluronan and proteoglycan link protein 4. The record is from RefSeq and is a predicted model, not a curated record. Gene Ontology annotation, molecular function: hyaluronic acid binding. The transcript is spliced from 5 exons. Gene Ontology annotation, biological process: cell adhesion. Lineage: Eukaryota; Metazoa; Chordata; Mammalia; Primates; Galagidae. Bases 63 to 1271 code for a protein of 402 amino acids.